AGAACGGAGGAGGGGGGGAGAGAGAGCUACAUUCACUGACACACUCACAACUGCUACAUUACUUAACGGAGCGGAGCUGCCUCAUAACUAAUUCUGUAAAGCAUCGAAAAUAUUGUAUUUUUUACUACUUUAUGACCUAGAUUUACUUCAUGAUAUAUCACGUAAAUUCGGUAGUGUUCAUUAACGUAGUCUAGCCUCAAUAGAUUAAAUAAAUAGCAGCAGACUACGGUGUAGCCUAUUUAACAGAGGAAGACGGGAUUUCAGAGUCGCUUGUGAAAAACAUUUUUUUACUUCUCUUUUUCCCCCUUUCUUUCACCGAGGAGACAUAUGAGCAUCCGGAGCAUCGAAUGGAAAAUAUUCUAAGUUUCACUUAUUGUAAUGGCUUGUUUAUUUUUUCCUGGGCCGCCAGAAAAACAAACAACACUCGCCUGUUUCUGUAAUUUAUAAGGUCAAGUCAAAUUUUUAUGAUUUUUUGAAAUUGUUAAGGACCGAAAAGAAGAAUCCUGCACAAUGAAUGUGCUCUAACUUCGCUGCAAAUACCGCCGACUAGGCAACUCAAAUGUGUCGGAUAUUUCUUUUUCUGACUUCUUUAAAAAUCCGCAAUACUUAGAGAGAGUCAUAACACAGAGCUCUCCUGUUUCUCUAGUCAAAACAGAAGACGCGUGUUUGCAGCCCACUACAGACUGCUCACUCACUCGCGAAACACUCACGAAAGUGCCCAAACAUUUCGUUUACUCAAGUUUUUCGGUUUCUUUGGGGGAUUUAGAUACAUUAACAACACUAUUAGAGGUGCCUUACUUGAGCGAAUUAGAUUUUUUAAAACCAAAAUGCCACAGUUAGCUGGCGGAGGUGGCAACGGGGAUCCAGAACUUUGUGCUACCGAUGAAAUGAUCCCUUUCAAAGACGAAGGAGAUCCACAUAAAGAGCAGAUAUUCGCCGAAAUAAGUCACUCGGAGGAAGAAGGGGAUUUGGCAGAUAUCAAGUCAUCUUUAGUGAACGAGUCGGAGACGAACUCAAACAGCAACAGCCAUGACGCUGAUAGACAUUCUCAAAUACCCCAGGAUUCAUACCAUGAAAAACACAGGGACCAUCCUGACAAUGGGAAGCACCAAGAUGUCUACAGUAAAGGGCAUCCUUACACAGGUUAUCCAGGCUACAUCAUGAUGUCAAACAUGAACAAUGAUUCUUACAUGAACAACGGGUCCAUUUCACCACCAAUGCCCAGAAUGUCCAACAAGGUCCCCGUGGUCCAGCCAUCCCAUGCAGUCCAUCCCCUGACCCCUCUGAUCACGUACAGCGAUGAACACUUUGCCCCCGGGCCCCAUUCAGGACACCAUCCUUCAGAGAUCAACUCCAAACAAGGAAUGCACAGGCAUCACCCCGGCCCUGACAUACCCAACUUCUACCCCCUCUCUCCUGGCGGAGUUGGCCAGAUCACCCCACCAUUGGGAUGGUUUCCUCAUCACAUGGUGCCCGGCCCCCCAGGUCCCCACGCCACCGGCAUUCCCCACCCUGCCAUCGUCAACCACCAGGUGAAGCAGGAGCCCCACCACGACAGUGACCUCAUGCACAUGAAACCCCAGCACGAACAGAGGAAAGAGCAGGAGCCCAAAAGACCGCACAUCAAGAAGCCCCUGAACGCUUUCAUGCUGUACAUGAAAGAGAUGCGCGCCAACGUGGUGGCCGAGUGCACGCUGAAGGAGAGCGCCGCCAUCAACCAGAUCCUGGGACGGAGGUGGCACGCUUUAUCUCGUGAAGAGCAGGCUAAGUAUUAUGAAUUAGCCCGCAAGGAACGACAGCUUCACAUGCAGCUAUAUCCUGGCUGGUCCGCCAGAGACAAUUAUGGAAAGAAGAAGAAGCGGAAGAGGGAGAAGAUCCAGGAGACUGCGUCAGGUACAGGACAGAGGAUGAAAACGGCGUACAUCUGAACAAUGGAGGAAAACACAGUGGUUUGCCAUCAUACAAAGCAAAGGCAACAGCUACGGGCCCCCUUUUAGAGAUGGAAGCCUGUUAGACACCACACGACCACCAACCCGAGAGGACCCUCACAUUUAAUGACACGUUCCUCCUGCAGCCGUCGCUAUGGACACCCUAAAAAGACUAUCACAGCUGUAAAGACCCAUACUAGUGCACAACACACACAUUCACAAGAAAUGCUCAGUCACUGGUGCUCGUUGAGCACAGCCCCUGAAGUCUCGGUCCAUUCCACACAGCUGUUUGUGUGUUAUUUUCAGUUGUGACACCUCUGUCCUGUUGUUCGGUCCAGUCACGUCUCUCAUGCCACCCGGUCACCUAAUUUCCACUGGACUUUUGAACCCACGCCCAAGAAGUUCCACCCCCUUCCUUUCCGCCCUCCAGACUUUCAUGAGGAACAUGGGAAUGUAUGUACUCUCAAGGAGACACUCCAAAAAUUCAAUUUUAAAAGCCCACAUCGGCGCACAAAAGGAUCACUGUCGAGGACAAGCUUUUAUUUUAGGUUCAAUUUUAUUUUUUUUGGUAUUUUUUAAUUUCGUGUUUUUUUAUUAUUUCAUUGAUGUAUAUUUUCAGUGGUUUCUGUUAUUUUUAAUUGUUUUUAUAUCAGAAUAUUCUAAAAUAAGCAUUGGAGACAUGAAAGGCAUUUUUAUUUUGUUUCUUUUUUCUGUUGAGGCAUAAUUGCAGAAAUGAAAAAAGGGUUCUUUUGAAAACUAUUUGUAACAAAUAGUGAGUCUUUUGGAUAUAUGUACCAUAGAGUUCAGUAUGUGUACUUUUAAAAAAAUAAUAAACAUUUCAGAAUAUGUUUGUUACCUGUCUUUGUAUUUUUGCAGGUGAUUUUUGAACGAAGACAGGGAGUAGGUGUUCAGAAGCCUAUAUUUUGUUGUUAUAAACUGACAAAUGAAACAAAUAUAUAUAAAUAUAUAUUUACCCUAGCACUUGGCUGCCUUUCCUUUAUUGCAAUGUACUUUUUCCUCUUUCUGGUAGUUAGUAGUGUGGUCUCUCCCAUGUUUAUUUCAUGCAGGCUUUUCUGUAAUGUCUUUUUGAUUUAAUAACUGAUUAAUGCAUUUUUAUCCUAUGUCUUAUUUUUGAAUCUGUCACCUUGGUUCAGCACUUUGCUCCCAAGUGGUCACAUUUGAUAUGUGUUUAAACAUGUUUUUUUAAGAAAAAAUAAAAGAGGCAGCAUUGACUGAACAUUA
Messenger RNA from Conger conger (European conger), 3170 nucleotides. It is a transcript of the gene lef1, whose product is annotated as lymphoid enhancer-binding factor 1. NCBI's taxonomy places the organism in Eukaryota, Metazoa, Chordata, Actinopteri, Anguilliformes, Congridae. The transcript has 11 exons. Gene Ontology annotation, cellular component: beta-catenin-TCF complex. Gene Ontology annotation, molecular function: RNA polymerase II cis-regulatory region sequence-specific DNA binding; DNA-binding transcription factor activity, RNA polymerase II-specific. Gene Ontology annotation, biological process: canonical Wnt signaling pathway; regulation of transcription by RNA polymerase II. Bases 828 to 1928 code for a protein of 366 amino acids. The record is from RefSeq and is a predicted model, not a curated record.